AAAUAGAGUCUGAGCUGCAGGAGAGGGAAGAGUUCAGACGCUGCCCGGUGGAGCGACACAGACGCGCGCGCGCACAGACGCUUAAAGCCAGAACACUGUAAGAUUAUUGGACGGAGUUUCAGCGACAGUCAGACAGCAUGCCGGCGACGGAGAAAGACCUGGCCGAGGACGCGCCGUGGAAGAAGAUCCAGCAGAACACGUUCACGCGCUGGUGCAACGAGCACCUGAAGUGCGUGAACAAGCGGAUAGCCGACCUGCAGAUGGACCUGAACGACGGGCUGCGGCUCAUCGCCCUGCUCGAGGUGCUCAGCCAGAAGAAAAUGUACCGGAAGUACCACGCCAGGCCCACCUUUCGCCAGAUGAAGCUCGAGAACGUCUCCGUGGCGCUCGAGUUUCUGGACCGCGAGAACAUUCGCCUCGUCUCCAUAGACAGUAAAGCGAUUGUGGACGGGAACCUGAAGCUGAUCCUGGGGCUGGUAUGGACCCUCAUCCUGCACUACUCCAUCUCCAUGCCCGUGUGGGAAGAGGACGAGGACGAGGACGCCAAGAAGGCGACGCCCAAACAGAGGCUUCUGACCUGGGUCCAGAACAAAGUACCCGACCUGCCCAUCAGUAACUUCAGUGAGGACUGGAGGGACGGCAGGGCUCUGGGGGCUUUAGUGGACAGCUGCGCACCGGGUUUGUGUCCUGACUGGGAGACGUGGGACCCUGUGAAGCCAGUUGAAAAUGCUACAGAAGCCAUGCAGCUGGCUGAUGACUGGUUGGGAAUCCCUCAGGUGAUCGCUCCUGAAGAGAUCAUCGACCCGGGCGUGGACGAGCAGUCUGUCAUGACUUACCUGUCGCAGUUCCCCAAGGCCAAACUCAAACCCGGAGCGCCUCUCAAACCCAAACUCAAUCCCAAAAAGGCCCGUGCUUAUGGCCCAGGUAUUGAGCCGGUGGGCAACAGAGUGAUGCAGCCGGCUGUGUUCACUGUGGACACGUUCAGCGCGGGACAGGGGCAGGUCACGGUCUACAUCGAGGACCCCGAGGGCAGGAGGGAAGAGGUCAAGGCCGUACUCAAUGAAGGCAAAAAGACCUACAAUGUAACAUACAUUCCUCAAGUGAUGGGGCCUCACAAGGUGACUGUGCUGUUUGCUGGCCAGGAAAUUCCCAAGAGCCCAUUCGAAGUCAACGUGGACAAGGCUCAGGGCGACCCCACCAAGGUCACAGCCAAAGGUCCAGGGCUCGAGCCAGUGGGCAACAUCGCCAACAAACCCACUUACUUUGACAUCUACACAGCAGGCGCUGGUGUGGGUGAUGUGACGGCGGUGAUUAAGGACCCCCAAGGCAAUAAGAACACCGUGGAGGUCAUGAUGGAGGACAAGGGCGACAGCGUGUUCCGCUGCACAUACAGACCAGUUCAGGCUGGUCCUCACACAGUCAGUGUCAUGUUUGGAGGCAUCGCCAUUCCCAAGAGCCCUUACAGUGUCAGCGUUGGUCCAGCGUCCACCCCCAGCGCUUGCCGAGCAACGGGCAGAGGCCUGCAGCCCCGAGGAGUGCGUGUACGCCAAGUGGCCGACUUCAAGGUGGACACAAGAAACGCAGGAAGUGGCGACCUAAAGGUCACAGUAAAGGGUCCUAAAGGCCUAGAUGAGCAGGUGAAACUGAAGGAAGCCAUGGACGGCGUCUAUGCCUACGAGUACUAUCCAAAUGAACAGGGCAAGUACACAGUGAGCAUCACAUGGGGUGGCCAGCACAUUCCCAAGAGUCCUUUUGAGGUUCUGGUCGGCCCUGAAGCUGGACCGCAGAAGAUCCGAGCUUGGGGCCCGGGUCUGGAGGGAGGCGUUGUGGGAAAGUCUGCUGACUUUGUGGUCGAGUCUGUUGGCACAGACGUGGGAGUGCUGGGCUUUGCCAUCGAAGGCCCAUCUCAGGCCCGGAUCGAGUGUGAGGAUCAGAAUGACGGAUCCUGUGACGUCAGGUAUUGGCCCACGGAGCCUGGGGAGUAUGCUGUCCAUAUUAUGUGUGAUGAUGAGGACAUCGAAGAGAGUCCGUUCAUGGCUUACAUCGUUCCUGACAACAAAGCAAGCAGUCCUGACCAGGUUAAAGCCUAUGGUCCAGGCCUGGAGAAGACUGGUUGUAUCAUCAACAAGCCUGCAGAGUUCACAGUCGAGGCCAAAGAUGCUGGAAAGGGUCCUCUGAAAAUCCUUGCCCAGAAUGCUGACGGCGAGCCCAUCGACGUGAAGGUGAAAAGUAAAGGAGACGGGGUGUACUCCUGCUCCUACACCCCCACCUCCCCCGUCAAACAUACGGUGGCGGUCACCUGGGGAGGGAUGAACGUUCCCAGCAGCCCUUUCAGGGUUCAGGUUGGAAAGGGCAGUCACCCUCACAAGGUGAAAGUGUUUGGUCCAGGAGUGGAGAGGACUGGCCUAAAAGCUCACGAGCCCACACACUUCACUGUGGAUUGCACAGAAGCUGGGGAAGGUGAUGUCAGUGUGGGUAUCAAGUGUGAUGCCAACAUCAUCAGUGAUAAAGAAGAAGACGUUGACUUUGAUAUCAUUCCCAAUGCCAAUGACACCAUUACAGUGAAGUACAUCCCACCAGGAGCUGGACGCCUCACCAUCAAAGUCCUUUUCACAGAUCAAGAAAUUCCUACGAGUCCGUUCCGUGUCAAAGUGGAUCCUUCACAUGAUGCAUCCAAAGUUAAGGCAGAGGGUCCUGGGCUCGCUCGAGCAGGCGUGGAGAGUGGAAGGCCCACUCAUUUCACUGUUUACACCAAAGGAGCAGGCAAAGCACCACUGGACGUGCAGUUCUCUGGUCCAAACAGGGGCCAGCCUGUCCAAAACUUUGAGAUCAUCGACAACUAUGAUUAUUCCUACACUGUUAAAUACUUGCCGGUCCAACAGGGUGAAAUGGUGAUAAUUGUGACUUUUGGAGGUGACCCCAUCUCUAAAAGCCCCUUUGCAGUGGGAGUGGCAGCACCGCUCGACCUCAACAAGAUUGAAGUCGAUGGCCUGGAAAGCAGAGUGGAGGUCGGCCAGGAUCAGGAAUUUGCAGUGUGCACUAAGGAAGCAGGUGGUCAGGGCAAACUGGAAGCUCGGAUUACCAGCCCAACAGGCAAGUCUGUGCCGUGUGUAGUGGAGCCGCAGCUCGGUAAAGAAGCCAGCCUCGUAAAAUACAUCCCAAAAGAGGAAGGUGCCCACGCUGUCGAGGUCCUCUAUGAUAGCAACCCAGUGCCAGGGAGCCCCUUCGCUGUGGACGCCAUGUUGCCUCCUGAUCCCAGCAAGGUCAAAGCUUACGGGCCAGGGCUGAAAGGAGGUUUGGUCGGGAAUCCUGCGGAAUUUAUAAUCGACACCAAUGGAGCUGGAACAGGUGGGCUUGGCCUGACUGUAGAGGGUCCAACCGAAGCCAAAAUCGAGUGUUCGGACAACGGUGACUGCACAUGCUCCGUGUCCUACCUUCCUACCGAGCCUGGCGAAUACCUUGUUAACAUCCUCUUUGAAAACGUCCACAUACCUGGAUCUCCUUUCCACGCUGACAUCGAGUACCCCUUCGACCCCACAAAGGUCGUGGCAUCAGGUUCAGGCCUGAAGCGUGGUAAAGUGGGCGAGACCAGCGUGCUCAACGUGGACUGCGCCAAAGCCGGGCCUGGACAGUUGACACUGGAGGCUGUGUCUGAUGCAGGCUCCAAGGCUAAGACUGAAGUGCUGGACAACAAGGAUGGCACUUACACAGUGACCUACGUGCCACUGACAGCAGGCAUGUACACUCUGCUGCUGAAGUAUGGAGGGACGACCGUCCCAAACUUCCCUGCCAAAGUGGUGGUGGAUCCAGCCAUCGACACCAGCAAGGUGAAGGUGUUUGGACCAGGAGUGGCUGGAGAAGGCGUCUUCAGGGAGGCUACCACUGACUUCACCGUCGAUGCUCGGGCUUUGACGAAAGUGGGAGGGCAGCACAUUAAAGCUCAGAUUAAGAACCCAUCCGGUGCUGCCACAGACUGCACCAUUGCCGACCAGGGCGAUGGCACUUACAAAGUGGAGUAUACUCCGUUUGAGAAUGGUGUUCAUGCUGUGGAGGUGCUCUAUGAUGAGACUCCUCUGCUUAAGAGCCCCUUCCAGGUAGCAGUGAGUGAGGGUUGUGAUCCCACUCGAGUUCUGGCUGAAGGCCCUGGAUUGGAGGAAGCGCUAACUGACAAACCUAACAAGUUCUCAAUAAUCACAAGAGGAGCUGGUAUCGGUGGCCUGGGCAUCACGGUCGAGGGCCCGUCCGAGUCCAAGAUGUCCUGCAAAGACAACAAGGACGGUAGCUGCGAUGUGGAGUACACUCCUUAUGCUCCUGGACUUUAUGAUGUGAACAUUACAUAUGGAGGACAGCACAUUCCAGGAAGUCCAUUUAGAGUGCCAGUAAAGGAUGUGGUGGACUCCAGUAAAGUGAAGCUCUCGGGGCCUGGAGUGGGUUCAGGCAUUCGUGCCAAGAUCCCUCAGACCUUCACUGUGGACUGCAGCAAGGCUGGAACAGCACCACUCUCUGUAGCUGUAACUGGCCCUAAAGGCGUGGCUGAGCCGGUUCACGUAAAGGAUAACGGAGACGGAACACACACCGUAGCCUACACACCCUCUGUGGAAGGACCUUACUCUGUAGCAGUCAAAUACGCUGAGGAAGAGAUUCCACGCAGCCCAUUUAAACUGCGUGUCCUGCCCACACACGAUGCCAGUAAGGUUCGUGCCAGCGGGCCAGGACUGACUACAAGCCUGCCUGCCAGCCUGCCUGUGGAGUUCACCAUCGAUGCCAAGGAUGCAGGAGAGGGCCAGCUAUCAGUCGAGAUAACGGACAAAGAUGGAAAACUGAAGAAGAUCAGCGUUCAGGAUAACCAGGACGGGACGUACACGGUGUCCUACGUGCCGGAUAAAGUGGGCCGGUACACCAUCGUCAUCAAAUAUGGAGGCGACGAGAUUCCGACUUCACCGUAUAGAGUGCGGGCGACUGCUACAGGCGAUGCUAGCAAGUGCACAGUCACUGGCCCUGGCAUCGGGCCUACCAUCGGCAUCGGAGAAGAGGUGGGCUUUGUGGUGAACACAAAAGGCGCAGGGAAAGGGAAGGUCUCGUGCAUCGUUGUCACACCUGAUGGGACCGAGGUGGAGGCAGAGGUCAUCGAGAACGAGGAUGGUACCUUCGACAUCUUCUACACCGCGCCAAAGCCGGGAACCUACGUCAUCUACGUGCGAUUCGGUGGAGAAAAUAUCCCUCACAGCCCUUUCAAAGUCAUGGCUACUGAUGAGGCUCCUUUGCUGCAGCAGCAGUCAGUCCAGCAGAAUCAAGUCGCUCCAGGCGCCGGCUUCCAGCCCUGGGUCACGGACGGCACCUACAUUCCGGUGAGCAGUAUGAACGGCGCUGGCUUCCGGCCUUUCGACAUGGUGAUUCCCUUCACCUUAAGCAAGGGUGAAAUCACAGGCGAAGUUCACAUGCCAUCGGGCAAAACAGCUCAGCCUGAGAUUAUCGACAACAAGGACGGGACAGUCACUGUGAAAUACGCUCCUACAGAGGCAGGACUGCACGAGAUGCACAUCAAAUACAAUGGCACCCACAUACCAGAGUCUCCUCUACAGUUCUACGUCAACAAUGCUAAUAGUCCCAAUGUGACAGCGUACGGACCAGGCCUUGUUUAUGGCAUCGCUAACAAACCAGCUACUUUUACCAUCUACACUGAGGAUGCUGCAGAAGGUGGCCUUGAUUUGGCUGUUGAAGGUCCGUCAAAAGCAGAGAUCAGCUGCACUGACAACAAGGAUGGCACUUGUACGGUCACGUAUCUUCCUACACUACCUGGAGAUUACAACAUUCUGGUGCGUUAUAACGACAAGCACAUAGCCGGCAGCCCCUUUACUGCCAGGAUCACAGAGGACAACAAGAGGAGGUCUCAGGUGAAGCUGGGUUCGGCUGCUGACUUCGCACUGGACAUCACAGAAACGGACCUCAGUCAGCUCACAGCCAGCAUCAAAGCUCCCUCGGGACGUGACGAGCCCUGUCUCCUCAAGAGGCAGCCUAACAACCGCAUCGGUAUUUCUUUCAUUCCCAGAGAGGUCGGGGAGCACUUGGUCAGCAUUAAGAAGAACGGACGCCAUGUUCCCAGCAGCCCUAUCUCCAUCAUGGUGGUGCAGUCUGAGAUCGGAGACGCCAGCAGGGUGAAAGUGUUCGGACCGGGCCUGGUAGAAGGACGCACGUUCCAGAUGGCUGACUUUAUAGUGGACACGAGAGAUGCUGGUUAUGGAGGACUGGCUCUGUCCAUUGAAGGCCCAAGUAAGGUGGACAUUCAGACAGAGGACAUGGACGAUGGGACCUGUGGCGUUGCCUACUGUCCUACAGAGCCUGGUACCUAUGUAGUGUCCAUUAGGUUUGCUGAAGACCAUGUUCCUGGGAGUCCGUUCAGUGUGAAAGUAACAGGAGAAGGACGAAUCCGUGAGAGUAUCAGCCGUCGCCAAAGAGCCGCUUCUGUCGCCACAGUUGGAAGCGUUUGUGAUCUUAACCUGAGGAUUCCAGAGAUCGACGCCCAUGACCUCUCCGCUCAGGUCACCAGCCCAUCGGGCACAACCGAACCUGCUGAGAUUGUGGCGGUUGGCAACCACACCUACUGCGUGCGCUUCGUUCCACAUGAGAUGGGCGUGCACACGGUGAGCGUGAAGUACCGCGGGCAGCAUGUGCCAGGCAGCCCCUUCCAGUUCACCGUGGGGCCUCUGGGAGAAGGAGGGGCCCAGAAAGUGCAGGCAGGUGGCCCUGGGCUGGAGAGGGCAGAGAUCGGUGUGCCAGCUGAGUUCAGUAUCUGGACACGUGAGGCGGGUGCUGGAGGCCUGUCCAUCGCUGUGGAAGGCCCCAGUCGUGCAGAAAUCUCCUUCGAGGACAGGAAGGACGGAUCGUGCGGCGUCUCUUAUGUGGCUCAGGAACCUGGUGACUACGAGGUGUCCGUGAAGUUCAACGACCAGCACAUCCCCGACAGCCCCUACCUGGUGCCCGUGUGUGCGCCCCCACACGAUGCCCGGCGCCUCACUGUUACCAGUCUUCAGGAGUCAGGCCUCAAGGUAAACCAGCCAGCUUCAUUCGCUGUGCGUCUGAACGGUGCUCAGGGCGCCAUCGACGCCAAAGUGCGCAGUCCCUCCGGAGCUCUCGAGGACUGUGUGGUUUCCGAACUGGAACAAGACAAGUACGCCAUUCGGUUUAUCCCACGGGAGAACGGCGUGCACACUAUCGACGUGAAGUUUAAUGGCACACACAUCCCGGGCAGCCCGUUCCAGGUGAGAGUUGGGGAGCCAGGACAGGGCGGAGACGCCGGACUUGUCACUGCUUACGGCGCUGGACUAGAGAAAGGAACUACAGGCAACCAAUCCGAGUUCACCAUCAACACCAGCAAAGCAGGACCAGGCUCCCUGGCAGUGACAGUUGAAGGGCCUUCAAAAGUGAAGCUCGAGUGCCAGGAGUGUCCCGAGGGCUUCAGAGUGCACUACACACCACUGGCUCCUGGAAAUUACCUGAUCAGCAUCAAAUACGGUGGCCCUAAUCACAUCACAGGCAGUCCUUUCAAGGCCAAAGUCACCGGCCCCCGGCUUGUGAACGUGACCAACGCCAGUGAGACCUCCACACUGAUGGUGGAUCCUGCUGUCAGGGCGAUCAGUGCCAACUCCUCCAACGCCAUGCCCAGGGCUGCCUCUGAUGCCAGCAAAGUGACCAGUCGAGGCCCAGGUCUCAGCAAGGCCUACGUGGGCCAGAAAGCCAGCUUCUCUGUGGACUGCAGCAAAGCGGGUAAAAACAUGCUUCUGGUAGGAGUUCUCGGACCUCAGACCCCAUGCGAGGAGAUCAUGGUGAAGCACAUGGGCAGCAUGCAGUACAAUGUCAGCUACGUCCUGAAGGAGCGUGGAAACUAUGUUCUGGCGGUGAAAUGGGGCGAGGAACACAUCCCGGGCUCACCAUUCCAUAUCACUGUGCCUUAAAUCUGACGCAAAUAAACCAUCGUGGGAGCAAUAGAAAACGGCCAAACCAUAACACUUAAAUUACGCCCCAUAUCGAUGACAAACUUGCACUUGAUUUUGUAUUUUGUACAUGUGAUGUGUGGACUGUUGUGCUUAAGUUGCAAAUCUUUUGUGAUUGUUUUUUUUUUAAACCACUGACGAGUUUUUCAACAACUUCCAGGGGUACAAAACCAGAUUUGCAAAAGUAGAUGUUGGAUUCAGGUGUCAGUUUGAAGAGUCUCAAUUCCUUUGAAAUCUUAUUUACUACUGAUGCUAUUUUGUCUGUCUGACUCGCAUUGUAUUUCCAUUACUGUCAUUUUUGAUUCUCGUACCUGCUGCAUAACCUGGACUACUGCGAUUGUUUACAUGUUCACGAAUCAAACGAGGCUCCAUAGUUGCUCAAGUUAUCAACUUGAACCACUUCAACAGGCUUUCCAUUUUUCUUUCAUCUGUAAUUCACUCCAUUAGAGAAUAGAUGCAUCGUAAUCAUAUCCAAACUGUAUUCAAUUUAUAAUAGCUGGGUAAUAUGUGAAUAGCGAAGUGAUUGGAAAGCGCAUGAAAAAUGCAUGUAGUCCAUCUUUUUUCUUUGUUUUGGAAUUGCAGCAUUUGUACAAUGUUCUUUUAGCACACAUUUUUACAAAGCAUUUAAAUUGAAAUGUACACUCCCCAAAACACGCAGUAUUCUUUCUGACUUUCAUGGAGGAUAUUGGAGAUAAUUCACCUCCUAGCAGUUACAGUGACAGAUUUACAAGGGUCUUUUCAUGUAUACUGGUAUUUGUCUUAUCUAACUAGUUUUGAUAAGGUAAUAAAGUAUUUUUCUUAAUGUUUUAAAAGCAGAAAGGGCUAUGCUAUUAUAGUACUCCAUUGUAUAGUCCAGGGUGCCUUAAUGUGAAAUGAUGUACAUUUGGAAAUUUAAAACAAACUGGAAUAAAGAUUGAAAAAAGGUU
This is a messenger RNA of Pangasianodon hypophthalmus (striped catfish), 8917 nucleotides long. RefSeq names its product filamin-B (gene flnba). Gene Ontology annotation, molecular function: actin filament binding. Gene Ontology annotation, biological process: actin cytoskeleton organization. The record is from RefSeq and is a predicted model, not a curated record. The transcript is spliced from 45 exons. Lineage: Eukaryota; Metazoa; Chordata; Actinopteri; Siluriformes; Pangasiidae. The coding region runs from base 138 to 7952 and encodes 2604 amino acids.